Molecule: messenger RNA, 2649 nt
Organism: Notothenia coriiceps (black rockcod)
Lineage: Eukaryota; Metazoa; Chordata; Actinopteri; Perciformes; Nototheniidae
Exons: 3
Source: RefSeq, a predicted model, not a curated record
UGCUGUUGAGGGUGGAGAAGCAACGUCUGACAACAUCACCUCAGACAAAAAGAGGUCUUCUCUCUACGGCACCGCACCCAGGUCAAAGAACAAAGAGUUGAGCUACUCAGAGUUGGACCUGCGAAAGCCAAAAAGGUUUGCUACCUUCUCCUUUGGUUUUAAAAAGAGAAGAAAGAAUGAAGAGGGAAUCUCUAAGAGCGUAUUUGGCCUUCAUCGACCUGACAUUGAAGAGCAAGAGGAGACUCCUUCGGACCUCAGUCAGUUGGAGUCGGAUCAGGCCAACAGGAAGUUCAGCAUGUCUCAACCAGAGCUGGAAACCUUCGAUACAUUCGACAUCCCUUCUCCUCCCCCUGUGGCCACAAACCACUCAGAAUCAUAUUUUACUCUCCAAAACCAAUCACAGUCAUCUGGUUCAAGUAUAUUUGACGUACAUAGGGAACCACAGAAAGCACCGAUUGCUACCAUCCCUGAGAUGGAUAAUCUGGGCUCAUUGGAGGAGAAAGAGAACAUUCCUGUUCAUUAUAACUCCGAUCCAUCUGCUCCUAAGACUCUAACAGAAGCCACCUCCGAAAACCAAACCGUACCUAGCCAGCCUUCAAGCUCUGAUCACAAAGCUGUCGCUGGUAACCCCACAAGCAAUGAUUUGAGUGAUAAUGAUAUUCUGCAGCAGUCUAAUACAACAGAAAUCCCUUUCACCGAAUCCCCCAGAGUUACAGUAUCACAUAAUCAACCUGAAGCCCCUGACAUAGCUUCCACGCAAAAUGGCAAACUCUCCCUAGCAGGUGUUGACUCCAAAAUUGACGCUGCAAUUACCGACUCAAUCCCUGUUCCUCACCCUAAAGACUCAGCUGUAGUCACAGAUUUAACUUCUGUCCACCAACAAUUCUCAAUUUCUGGAUCUGAGAAAUCUACUCCUGAAACUGCCUCGAGUGUAAUCACAACUUCAGCUGUUAGUAAGGAAAAUAGUUCUCCUGUCAGCGAAUAUGCUGCUUAUGGAGCUUUGUAUGACUCUCUUUUCCCCCAGAGUUUUACCUCGGAGAUAUUGUCAACCCCUAUAUCAAACCCUCCACCUAAGGUCCAUACUGAGAUUAUUCAUCUUAACACCAAAUCAAAGCCUGUCGUGGUUAAAACGCUUAAUGAAUAUCAGACAGAAACGAUUGAUAUUAACCCCAGAUAUCCACAUUCCUCUCUCAGUUCAGGUUCUGCACCAGUUGACAAUGAUACAAUUCCUUACUCAGAGAUUACCCACACACUUUCAGAGGUGAAAUCAGACAGUUUUAGCCCUAUUCAAGACAAUGUCAGUUCUGUGCCCGAGGUUGAAAGCUCUGCCCCUCCCAUUUCUGAAUGUGUAACAUCCCAAGCGGCAGGCACUCGGGUUACUGCCUCUGAACAGAGAGUGAACCCAUUCAAACAGUUAGUCGAGGACGAAGCAAGCACCGAUCCUGUCAGUCCCGUCAGUCCUUUGCCUGAGAAAAUGAGCGCAUCAAAGCGUCUUGAGAUAAGAAUUGAACCAAGGGAGUCUUUUUGUGCUCCUUCUGGACCAACGGAGGGCUCUGAAGGGCCUUUAAGUCCAGCAUACCUGAGCGUGGGAUCAGAUGAAGGCAGUGGUAUGGAGAUCUACUACAGUGCUGAAGAAGACAACGCAGAGGAGAGCAGGGGAGAAGAGAUGUACACGAUGAAGGAAAGGGGAGAAAUGUCAAUGGAAGACGGGGGGAGAGAGGCUGAGUUUCCACAGCGAGAGGAGAGUGCUGAAAGAUGGAUAAGAAAGAGAGAUGAGGGAGAAUUUCGGGGGUUGAUUGUUAAAGUGCGAAAUGAAGAAAGGAAAGAGAGAGUCAAUAGCCAAAUUGAAGUGGAGAAAAAAGUAGCAGGUCAGAGGCCACAGGCUCAAGUGCAGGACAUUGAAACGUCUACGUUUCUUGUAGGCGGUGAUGCAAGGAGUCAGGAGAAAGGAGUAGCAACCACAGUAUGGCCACAGGUGAGAGAAGAGGGGGAGGAGGAAGGAGAAAAAGAGUUACUUGCCACACAGGUUCAGCAGGUGAAAAUUCCAAUGGUAUGCAACUUUGCUCCACCCUCCACUGAGCUGCAUGGGGAGGGGUCCAGGGGAAACUGGACUGAGGAAUUGGAGAAAGAAGACCACUCUAAUGGGGACAAGCAACUCCUGAGUGAACUGAUGCAGUAUCGGAGUCACAAAGGCAUCAUGAGCUCUGUACAUGCUGAUUCCAGGAUCACAACAGAGGAAGACAUGCUCACACCCAGAUUAAGAGAGGCAGGAGAGCUAGUUUCACUCACUGCGAUGCCACACAAAAUAGUUGAAGUGAGCAAAGAAAGCACAAAAAGCAGCAGUGUCACUACAGCAAGUGCAGACACAGAUACGCCUGCUAGGGUGCAGGUUGUCACAGGUACUUUGACUCGCAGGGCUGAUCUGCAAUCAGAUGCCACGGAGGUUGAACACAAUAGGGUUCUAAAGAGUAGUGAGUGGGUGGAUACAAUUACUCAGAGCACAUACAGAACCAGGACGGGGGAAGAACAGGUGGCAGUCGAGUUGUCAGCCCCGAACGCAGACACACAACGUCCUGCUGCAGAGACACAGACACACACAUCAGAGAAAUACAAGUAUCCGGCAGAAGUGCAACCCGAUCUGAACCAGGG